GAUGGUUUUCUUCCUUUUUAGUGCCCUAAAAAACCAGGAAGUUAUGGCUUCAAAAUUGCUUUUUCGUUGUGUUGCUGUUUUAGUUCUUAUAUUAUCAUCCCAAAAUGCACUUCAAGUAUUGAAUGCUGCUGAGCCGGGCCUCUUCACUGACAAGCAAGCUCUACUUUCUUUUAAAUCUCAGGUAGUCGUUGAUCCUUCAAAUACUCUUUCCUCGUGGAACGACAACUCCAGCCCCUGUAACUGGACUCGUGUUGACUGUAGCCAGGUGCAUCAAAGAGUCAUUGGCCUUGAUUUGUCUGGCCUUAGAUUAACAGGUUCCAUUAGCCCACAUAUUGGAAACCUAUCCUUUCUUCGCUCACUUCAUCUACAGGAGAACCAAUUUACAGGCGUUAUUCCUGAUCAAAUUGGUGCUCUUUUCCGUUUGAAGGUCCUUAAUAUGAGCUUUAACACCAUCAGUGGCCCCAUUCCUUUGAACAUAACCAAUUGCCUAAAUCUCCAGAUCCUGGACUUGAUGCAAAAUGAGAUCUCAGGAGCAAUUCCUGAGGAACUCAGCAACCUGAAAAGCCUUGAAAUCCUCAAGCUGGGUGGAAACAAGCUCUGGGGUAUGAUUCCACCCUUCAUUGCAAACAUUUCCUCUCUCCUCACCCUAGAUUUAAUCACCAAUAAUCUUGGUGGAAUGAUCCCUGCCGAUUUGGGUCGUCUUGAGAAUAUAAAACAUCUUGACCUUAGUAUCAAUAAUCUCACCGGCGAUGUUCCUCUAUCCCUGUACAACAUUUCUUCUUUGGUUUUCCUCGCUGUUGCUUCAAACCAACUGCGAGGUCAAAUUCCAAUAGAUGUUGGAGAUAGACUCCCAAAUCUUUUAAGCUUCAAUUUUUGCUUUAACAAAUUUACUGGUUCAAUUCCAUGGUCUUUGCAUAAUGUUACAAACAUGCAGAGCGUCCGUAUGUCACACAAUCUUUUCAGUGGAUCAGUGCCACCACGACUUGGAAAUAUUCCAAAAUUGACAUUGUACAAUAUUGGCUUCAAUCAGAUAAAAAGUUCUGGUGAUGGGGGUCUCAAUUUUCUCUCUUCUUUCAUUAACAGUAGCUAUCUGAAAUUUCUUGCCAUCAAUGACAAUCUUCUGGAGGGUCUUAUUCCAGAAUCCAUUGGAAAUCUCUCGAGAUCUCUUCGAAAUUUAUACUUGGGAGAGAAUCAAAUAUAUGGAAGCAUACCUGCCUCAAUCAGACAUCUUAGCAGCUUGGCUUUGCUAAAUAUAAGCUAUAGUCAUGUUUCUGGUGAAAUUCCACCAGAAAUUGGCGAGCUUACAGAUCUGCAGGAGUUGCAUUUGACUGCAAAUAAGAUAUCGGGCAGAAUUCCGGACUCUCUUGGAAACCUCCAAAAACUUAAUAAAAUUGAUCUAUCUGCCAAUGAGUUGGUUGGAAGACUGCCCACAACUUUUGUUAAUUUCCAGCAAUUGCAGUCCAUGGACCUAUCUAGCAACAGGCUCAACGGAAGCAUACCAAAAGAAAUUUUCAAUCUCUCCAGUUUGAGUGCAACUCUGAACCUGUCCAGUAACCAGCUAACAGGUCCUUUGCCUCAAGAGAUCCGGAGGCUCGAAAAUGUUGCAGCUGUUGAUUUUUCUCACAAUUAUUUGUCUGGAAGCAUCCCAGAUACAAUUGGAAGCUGUAAGAGUUUGGAGGAGUUAUUCAUAGACAACAAUAUGCUCUCUGGUUCCAUUCCGGCUACUCUAGGAGAUGUGAAGGGUUUGGAAAUCCUUGACCUCUCUUCGAACCAAAUAUCAGGCAUAAUACCCAAAACUCUUGAAAACUUGCAGGCCCUUCUCUUGUUGAACCUCUCAUUCAACAACCUUGAGGGACCUCUUCCCAAGGGAGCCUUUAGAAAUCUUUCUAGAAUUCAUGUGGAAGGGAAUUUGAAGCUUUGCUUGGAUUUAUCUUGUUGGAACAAUGAACAUCGUCAAAGAAUAUCCACUGCAAUUUAUAUUGUCAUUGCCGGUAUAGCCGCAGCUGCAGUAUGCUCAGUGAUAGCAGUUUUGCUGUGCGUAAAAAAAAGAAAAGGAGAAAUUAUGCCGAGGUCAGACUCAAUUAAGCUGCAGCAUCCCACAAUCUCUUACGGAGAACUUCGUGAGGCAGCUGGGAGUUUUGACGCUGGAAAUCUGAUAGGGAAGGGCAGUUUUGGGUCAGUUUACAAAGGUGAACUUAGGGAUGCGACUAUUGUGGCAGUUAAGGUGCUUGACAGCGAGAAGUAUGGAUCCUGGAAAAGUUUCUUGGCUGAGUGCGAGGCUUUGAAGAAUGUAAGGCAUCGGAAUCUCAUUAAACUCAUCACCUCAUGCUCAAGUAUGGAUAAUAGGGGUUUACAAUUUCUGGCUUUGGUUUAUGAGUACAUGCAUAAUGGGAGCUUGGAAGAAUGGAUUAAAGGAAGUAGAAGGCGAUUAGAUGGAGGCUUGUUGAAUAUUUUGGAGAGGUUAAAUGUGGCAAUCGAUGUUGCUUGUGCUGUGGAUUACCUGCACCAUGACUGUGAAAUUCCAGUAGUUCACUGUGAUUUGAAACCAAGUAAUGUGCUUGUUGACAAAGACAUGACUGCAAAGGUGGGAGACUUUGGUUUGGCAAAAUUGCUGGCUGAUAAACAGUCAAUAAGUUGCACAGGUGGCCUCAGGGGCUCUGUAGGAUACAUUCCUCCAGAAUAUGGUUUAGGAUUGAAAGCAACAACUUCGGGAGAUGUAUACAGCUAUGGAGUUGUGCUGCUAGAGCUGUUCACCGGGAAGAGCCCAACACAUGAAAUCUUUUCUCCAGAUUUAAGCCUUAUCAAGUGGGUGAAGUCAGCUUUCCCUGCCAACAUAGAAGAAGUAGUGAACCCUGAGCUACUCUUAUCAAUCAAAGAUUUUCACCAUGGCGCUCAAUUCGAGAGCCCUGAAAAACAGCAUGAAUGCUUGAUUGCUAUCCUUGGCGUCGGGCUAUCCUGCACUUUUGAAUCUCCUGAUCAGCGAAUUACCAUGAGGGACUCUCUUCACAAGCUGAAAAAGGCUAGAGACACCCUUCUCAAACUAACGCUUGACCACAAACCAUAUCUUGACUUGGAAGUUGGAAUUGUUCAUCGCCGCAUGAAGAGUUCAUAGAUAUUUUACUCUCUGUCUGGUUAUUGCUGGUAUUCUAUUAGUAUUAUGUUUUCUAUGUAAGGAGUGAAGUUUCUAUUAUUUAUUUUACUGUCAUCCGGCGCCAUGCAUGCUUUUUAAGUCCCAGCUUGUAUUUUAUUUUGUUAUACUGCAAAUGAACAAUGGUUAAUAAUAUUGGUCAUUGUA
Messenger RNA from Populus nigra (black poplar), 3295 nucleotides. RefSeq names its product probable LRR receptor-like serine/threonine-protein kinase At3g47570. Gene Ontology annotation, molecular function: ATP binding; protein binding; protein kinase activity. The transcript is spliced from 2 exons. Gene Ontology annotation, biological process: protein phosphorylation. The coding region runs from base 2 to 3112 and encodes 1036 amino acids. NCBI's taxonomy places the organism in Eukaryota, Viridiplantae, Streptophyta, Magnoliopsida, Malpighiales, Salicaceae. The record is from RefSeq and is a predicted model, not a curated record.